Molecule: messenger RNA, 921 nt
Organism: Gracilinanus agilis (Agile Gracile Mouse Opossum)
Lineage: Eukaryota; Metazoa; Chordata; Mammalia; Didelphimorphia; Didelphidae
Product: olfactory receptor 2D2-like
Exons: 1
Coding region: 1-921 (306 amino acids)
Biological process (GO): G protein-coupled receptor signaling pathway
Cellular component (GO): membrane
Molecular function (GO): olfactory receptor activity; G protein-coupled receptor activity
Source: RefSeq, a predicted model, not a curated record
AUGAACCAUAACAAUCAGACUUGGGUGACAGAGUUUCUCCUUCUGGGUCUUUCUGAUGACCCUCAGAUUCAGCUGCUGCUUAUUGUAUUAUUCUUUGGAGUGUUCUUAGGUACUGUGGUUGGAAGCUUACUCAUCAUUUACCUAGUUCUAAUUGACUCACAGCUCCAUACACCCAUGUACUUUUUCCUUUGCAACUUAUCUCUGGCUGACAUUGGUGUCACUAUUACCACUGUACCACAAGCUUUAGUCCAAAUGUUAAGUAGGAAAAAGACCAUUUCCUUCUUGGGCUGUGGUGCCCAGAUUUUCUUCUCCACUACUUUUGGAGCUACACAAUGUUCACUAUUAGCUAUUAUGUCCUAUGACCGAUACUUAGCAAUCUGUGACCCCAUGCAUUACUCUCUCAUCAUGACAGGGAAGGUGUGUGGAAAAUUGGCUUUGGUAUGCUGGGUCAGUGGUAUUGUUGCAUCCUAUGUUGACACUAUGUUUACACUAUGCCUACCCUACCAAGGAGAUAAUAGGAUUGCUCAUUUCUUUUGUGAGGCACCAGUUCUCUUGACUCUGGCAUCUGGAGACACUCAUACAGCAGAAAUGGCUAUUUUCUUCAUCGGAGUAUGGAUUCUUCUUGCACCCAUGUCCCUGAUUCUAAUCUCCUAUGGAUUUAUCAUAGUGACUGUCAUUAGGAUGAAGACAACAUCAAGAAGACUCAAGGCAUUCUCCACCUGUGGCUCCCAUCUCCUUGUGGUCAUCCUUUUCUAUGGGACUCUCAUUAUUGGCUACAUGACACCCAAGUCCUCCAGGGAGCAGUUCAAGCGGGUUGCUGUGUUCUAUGGUGUCAUAAACCCUAUGCUUAAUCCUCUCAUUUACAGUCUGAGGAAUAAGGAAGUGAAGAGAGCAUUCAGAAAUGCAGUCAACAGGAAAUAA